This is a messenger RNA of Pogoniulus pusillus (Red-fronted tinkerbird), 4835 nucleotides long. RefSeq names its product Rho related BTB domain containing 2 (gene RHOBTB2). Gene Ontology annotation, molecular function: GTPase activity; GTP binding; protein kinase binding. NCBI's taxonomy places the organism in Eukaryota, Metazoa, Chordata, Aves, Piciformes, Lybiidae. The transcript is spliced from 10 exons. The coding region runs from base 224 to 2419 and encodes 731 amino acids. Gene Ontology annotation, cellular component: cell projection; cytoplasmic vesicle; cytoskeleton. Gene Ontology annotation, biological process: regulation of actin cytoskeleton organization; small GTPase-mediated signal transduction; engulfment of apoptotic cell. The record is from RefSeq and is a predicted model, not a curated record.
CGCGGCUGCAGCUCCGCGCAGGGCUCCGCGCAGCGCAGCGCAGCGGGCCGCGGAUGCGGAGAGCCGAGCGGCCGAGCCGCCGCUAUGGGCCCCCGAGCCCCAGGCCCUGAACCGCGCAGCGCGGAACACAACCGCGCAACUUGCGCCGUGGCCAUGUCCGGAGGGAAGAGCCCGGCCCCGGCCCCAGGGACUCGCCGCUUCGUCUCUGUUGGUGUCCCAAUUAAUGGAUUCUGACAUGGAUUAUGAGAGGCCAAACGUAGAAACCAUCAAGUGUGUCGUGGUUGGGGACAACGCAGUGGGCAAGACUCGGCUCAUCUGUGCCCGCGCCUGCAACGCCACCCUGACCCAGUACCAGCUGCUGGCCACCCACGUGCCCACGGUGUGGGCCAUCGACCAGUACCGCGUCUGCCAGGAGGUGCUGGAGCGCUCCCGGGAUGUGGUAGAUGAUGUUAGUGUGUCCCUGCGCCUCUGGGACACCUUUGGGGACCACCACAAGGACAGACGCUUCGCCUAUGGCAGGUCUGACGUGGUGGUUCUGUGCUUCUCCAUUGCCAACCCCAACUCCCUGCACCACGUGAAGACCAUGUGGUACCCAGAGAUCAAACACUUCUGCCCCCGUGCCCCUGUCAUCCUGGUGGGCUGCCAGCUCGACCUCCGCUACGCCGACCUGGAGGCCGUCAACCGGGCACGGAGACCCUUGGCCAGGCCGAUCAAACCGAACGAGAUCCUUCCCCCGGAGAAGGGGAGGGAGGUGGCCAAGGAGCUGGGCAUCCCCUACUACGAGACGAGCGUGGUGGCCCAGUUCGGCAUCAAGGACGUCUUCGACAACGCCAUCCGUGCCGCCCUCAUCUCCCGCCGGCACCUGCAGUUCUGGAAGUCUCACCUCCGCAACGUGCAGAGACCUCUCCUCCAAGCCCCCUUCCUGCCUCCCAGGCCCCCUCCGCCCAUCAUCAUCGUCCCUGACCCCCCCUCCAACAACGAGGAGCGCCCGGCUCACCUCUUGGAGGACCCCCUGUGCGCGGACGUCAUCCUGGUGCUGCAAGAGAAGAUCAAAAUCUACGCACACAAGAUCUACCUCUCCACCUCCUCCUCCAAGUUUUACGACCUGUUCCUCAUGGACCUGAGCGAGGAGGACCAGCAGGGCGCCGCGGGGCAGGGCUUGGGGGCGGCGGGCGGCGAGCGGGGAGCGCCGCACCCGGAGGAGAGGCACCACGGGAGGGAUUUCCUCCUCCGAGCUGCCAGCUUUGAUAUCUGCGAGAGCACCGAGGAGGCCGGGUCCGGCCAGCGAAAACCGUGCCUUAGAGCCUCCACCAGCGACGGCAUCCUGCGCGGCGAGCGCUACGGGCAGGGGCAGCGGCGGGGCAGGGACCUCUCCUCCUGGAGCCGAGCGUUCGCCAGCAUCCAGGAGGAGCUGGCCGAGGAUCCCUUAACUUACAAGCCCAAACCCAUGGUGGUGGUGAAGAUGGAGGCUUCCAUCCAGCCGGGGCCCUUCCGGGCCGUGCUGAAGUACCUGUACACGGGGGAGCUGGACGAGAAGGAGAGGGACCUGAUGCACAUCGCUCACAUCGCCGAGCUGCUGGAGGUCUUCGACCUGCGCAUGAUGGUGGCAAACAUCCUCAACAAUGAGGCGUUCAUGAACCAGGAGAUCACCAAAGCCUUCCACGUCCGGAGGACCAACAGGGUGAAGGAAUGCCUGGCCAAGGGGACGUUCUCAGAUGUCACCUUCGUGCUGGAUGAUGGUGCUAUCAGUGCCCACAAGCCCCUGCUCAUCUCCAGCUGUGACUGGAUGGCUGCAAUGUUCGGUGGCCCCUUUGUGGAGAGCUCCACCAACGAGGUGGCCCUUCCUUACACCAGCAAGAGCUGCAUGAGGGCAGUGCUGGAGUACCUCUACACUGGGCAGUUCAGCUCCAGCCCCGACCUGGACGAUAUGAAGCUCAUCAUCCUCGCCAACCGCCUCUGCCUGCCACACCUGGUGGCUCUCACUGAGCAGUACACAGUGACUGGGCUGAUGGAGGCGGCGCAGAUGAUGGUGGACAUCGAUGGGGACGUGCUCCUGUUCCUGGAGCUGGCUCAGUUCCACUGCGCCUACCAGCUGGCGGAUUGGUGCCUGCACCACAUCUGCACCAACUACAACAACGUCUGCCGCAAGUUCCCCCGCGACAUGAAGGCUAUGUCGGGAGAGAACCAGGAGUACUUCGAGAAGCAUCGCUGGCCGCCGGUGUGGUACCUGAAGGAGGAGGACCACUACCAGCGGGCGAAGAAGGAGCGGGAGAAGGAAGACUACCUCCACCUCAAGCGGCAGCCCAAGCGGCGCUGGCUCUUCUGGAACGCCUCCUCCUCCCCUUCUUCCUCUCCUUCGUCGUCGGCAGCCACAGCCUCCUCUUCUUCCUCCUCUUCCUCCUCCUCGGCUGUGGUUUGAAAGCUCAUCCUUGCCCUGGCUCCAGCAUCCCUGGGAGGAGACGGGGAGGGAGGAGGAGGAGGAGGAGGAGGAAGGGGUGGGGUGACCUGCCCCAGCGCCAGGUGUAGAGUGAAUGCCACCGGCCCGAAGCCCCAGAGGAAGAUGAUGGUGGCAGCAGGGGCUUGUCCCUGCAGAGGAGCUCGGGGCCAAGUUGCCAGCCCCUGGCACUGCUUUCCCCACGCCGUGGGCUGCCAGCAGAGACCAAGGAGCAGGAGAAACUCAGCGUUUACAGGAGGAGCUUUUCUGUUUGCCUGGGUCGUGUUCCAACGUCAGCAGCAUGAGGAAGAGGAAGGAGAAGAAGAAGAAAGAAACCCAUCCCACUUCCACUUGAGUUCCUGACCAGAGGCCCUGGGCUGUGGUCGGUUUGCCUGGUGGCAUUUUGCCACUCUGGGCAACCAGAGAUGCUCUGGGGGGGUCCUGCCACCCCCUUCAACUUGCAGCAGGGUCAGGGCAGGAUGCAGGGGACUCAGCCCAGUCCUCAACUGCCUCCAGGCACUGCAGCUUCCUUCCUUCUACUCACAAGUUGGGGGCUGCCCUAGUUGGGGGAGCAGGGGGUGGGGCAGGAGCCUUCUCCUCCCUUGCCUCCUAACUUCAUUUUUGUUUAAAGAGGAAACCUACAGCAAAAAAAAAAGAAGCCCCAACCAAAACCCCCAACACAACCAAACCACCAAGUCCCAGUCCCCACCUCAGACCCUUUCCCCCCAGCCCUGCUACACCAGAAACCAAGCCCAGGCCCUCACCCUGGGCUUUUAAACCUGCAAGGCUCCACUGUAAUAAAUGGUGUUGUAAAAGCCCAGCCUGGUCCCUGUGUGUUUGGGAGGAAGCAGCUGGGCACGGGGGCAGCCUUGUGCCCUGCUUGGGGUGACAGCAGCACCCCCCCUCCUUCCCCACUCACCCAGCACUCCUGAGCUGGACAGGGACAGUGGAGCAGCUUUGCAGGAGCCAUCCAUCAAAACCCCUACCUUGGACCCCCAGAGGUUGGCUCUGCUCUCAGACUGACUUUGCAUGUCCCACCUGUGUCCCAGGGAGCAGGAGAAGUGCAACUUGGCCACCCAGGGCUUUGGGAUGCUACCAGGCAGGGCAGGGGAGCAGGAGGAACCCAAACUUCCCUCUGCUCACCCUCUCCAGCCUUGAAAGGAGAAGCUCCUUCGAGCCCAGCCCUGGCAAAGAGGCUGCUGCUGGCUGGAGCCUGUAGGGCUGCCUCUGGCUGGGAUGCUUCUGGUAGUGUCCCCUCCAAACGCUCCUCGUCCUGGCUGGCCUCGCAGGGCGCCUUGGGGUCGCUGUUUUCGCAUGCUCAGCCUCGGAUGCAGGCAGCUCCAAGGAGCUCACUCAGUGCAAGGUAGGACAACCACUUCCUUCCUCUUUCAAACCCAGGAGCUCGCUGCUGCUUCCGAGCCCCUUUCUGCCUUCCCCAGCCCGGGGUCCUGAGCCCCUGUGGCCCAGCACCAAGCCCUGCAUGUGUCUGGCUCUCUGCAGGAGCUCCCUGCCCAGGUUUGCAUGCUGGGGGGGGACACACAGGGGCUGGGGGACAUGAAACCUCCUGGCAGCUGACACCAUCAGCUCCUGCUUUUAGCACUUGCCCCAGCCCUGCCUCACUGCUGAGCCCCAGCACAGGGUGGGGGGUAAAGGGGGCAGCUCCUUGAGGCUUCCUGGGGUCCAGCAGAGCCCUUCUCACUCAGCACUGCAUGGGUUUGUAACGCAGCUACUGCAGCACACAGAGCCCUGGCUGGCUGCAGGGGGGAAUGGGGAGCACCACAGACACCCCCCCCCUGCUCCCCCCCCCCAACCUUUGGGCAGCAGCAGCUCCAGGGUGGGAGGUGUGAGUGUGGGGUGGGGGAAUUCAGCCUGGCCUUGGGCCCUGCAUGCUGCAGGGUUGAGAUUUCAGCCUCCUGCUUUUGCAGGGCUCACAGGUGUGGGGGUGAAAAGCAGAGCCCAGGGUUGCUGCUGAGGAUUUGACUGCUCCCCCCCCCCCAACCUAGCAAGGGACCUCGAUGCCACUCAAGAGCAGCUACUGAACAUCUUGGUCCAGCUUCUUUGGUGCCCACUGAAAAGCUUGGCCAGCUUCGUGGUUAGGGGCAGAAGAAAGAGGUUGAGGGAGGGGGAAACAAAAACUCAAACAAAGAGAAUUCAGGAGGAUUCUUUUUUUUUUUAAACAAGUUUAUUCUUCCUUCAUAAAAAGAGAUGCUAAAAAAAAAGAGAAGAAACCCAUAAAAAACACUGGGGAGUAAAACUGGCUGGGCCAGAGCUGUCUCUUCUAAACCCACCCUCAUGCAGAGUAAAAAACAAAGCCAAACAGAACCAAAAUCCCUAUUUUUAUAUUAGCUUAAGUUAAAAACCUGUACAAGUUUACAGUUGCUAAAUAAAUACAUAAAUACAA